AUGGCGUCUGAGCCAUGGUUUUGGGCUGAGCCAGAUGUCUCCGGGGCGCAGCUGCAGAACCUUCCUGUGAGCGGGCACAGCCAGGACCACUGGCAGAGCAAAACCCUGGAGGUCGUGGCUGAUGAUCUGGUUGUGGCGGCAGCAGCUGUGGCGGCUUUGCGCCUCACUGGCUGUCACUCGGACCACGGUAACGGGCUUCACCGCUCGCAGGCUGAGUGCAAGUUUCACGUCACCUGA
This is a messenger RNA of Effrenium voratum, 237 nucleotides long. NCBI's taxonomy places the organism in Eukaryota, Dinophyceae, Suessiales, Symbiodiniaceae. The record is from the annotation of a GenBank genome assembly.